AUGUUCUCGUUAAAAUUCCCUAUCCCAAUUGAGAACACGUUAACUCCUCCUCCAAAAACCAAUAAUAAUAACAACAACAAUAAUAAUAAUAAUACUAAUUACAAUAAAUUUUCAGGAUGUUCCUAUUAUUGUUCCGUUUAUGCCAAUAACAAACUCCGUGGAGGUAUAAUAAGGUCUCCUCCUACGUCGAAUGUGGCGCUCCACAACAACGGAGCCUCCGUUGUUGGAGGGUGGCCAGAGACGACGGAGGCAAAGGAAGAGCCAUUUCCGGAGGAGCUGAGAGCGGAGCUGAUGCCGAAGCACGUGGCGGUGAUAAUGGACGGGAAUAGGAGGUGGGCGAAGACAAGGGGUUUGUUUCCGUGGGCGGGUCAUCAGGCUGGUGUGGAGGCGCUGAAGGAGGUGGUCAGGCUGUGCCGCAGCUGGGGGAUUAAGGUCCUUUCUGUGUUUGCGUUUUCUUCUGAAAAUUGGAUUCGCCCCAAGGUUAGCUAA
Molecule: messenger RNA, 489 nt
Organism: Arachis stenosperma
Lineage: Eukaryota; Viridiplantae; Streptophyta; Magnoliopsida; Fabales; Fabaceae
Product: dehydrodolichyl diphosphate synthase 2-like
Exons: 1
Coding region: 1-489 (162 amino acids)
Biological process (GO): response to cold; plastid membrane organization; polyprenol biosynthetic process
Cellular component (GO): chloroplast stroma
Source: RefSeq, a predicted model, not a curated record